Kogia breviceps (pygmy sperm whale) is the source of this 2186-nucleotide messenger RNA. It is a transcript of the gene GALNS, whose product is annotated as galactosamine (N-acetyl)-6-sulfatase. Gene Ontology annotation, molecular function: arylsulfatase activity; N-acetylgalactosamine-6-sulfatase activity. NCBI's taxonomy places the organism in Eukaryota, Metazoa, Chordata, Mammalia, Artiodactyla, Physeteridae. The record is from RefSeq and is a predicted model, not a curated record.
CUCAUUCUGUUGGUCAGGGCCUCACUUCUCCUGUCACUCAGCCGGCAUGGCCCCGCCCCAUCGCCCGGCCGGAAGGAUCGCCCGCUACGCCCGGCCCGUUCCCGCAGCUCCGCGACUCGGUGGCGCUCGGCGUGGUUGCCAUGGCGGCGGUUGCUGCGGCGACGAGGUGGCGGCUGCUUCUGGUGCUGAGCGCCGCGGGGCUGGGGGUCACAGGCGCCCCGCAGCCACCCAACAUCCUGCUCCUGCUCAUGGACGACAUGGGGUGGGGCGACCUCGGGGUGUACGGAGAACCUUCCAGAGAGACCCCGCAUUUGGACCGGAUGGCUGCGGAAGGGCUGCUCUUCCCGAACUUCUACACGGCCAACCCCCUGUGCUCCCCUUCCAGGGCGGCUCUGCUCACCGGACGCCUGCCCAUCCGCAGUGGCUUCUACACCACCAACGGGCACGCCAGGAAUGCCUACACGCCCCAGGAGAUAGUGGGCGGCAUCCCGGACUCCGAGCUCCUGCUGCCGGAGCUGCUGAAGGAGGCCGGCUACACCAGCAAGAUCGUGGGCAAGUGGCAUCUGGGCCACAGGCCUCAGUUCCACCCGCUGAAGCACGGAUUCGACGAGUGGUUUGGAUCCCCCAACUGUCACUUUGGACCUUAUGACAACAAGGCCAGGCCCAACAUCCCUGUGUACCGCGACCGGGAGAUGGUUGGCAGAUUUUAUGAGGAAUUUCCAAUUAACCUGAAGACUGGAGAAGCCAACCUCACCCAGAUCUACCUGCAGGAAGCGCUGGAUUUCAUUACGAGGCAGCAGGCAGCUCGCCGCCCCUUCUUUCUGCACUGGGCCAUCGACGCAACACACGCGCCUGUUUACGCCUCCAGGCCUUUCCUGGGCACCAGCCAGCGAGGGCGUUACGGGGACGCCGUCCGGGAGAUUGACAGCAGCAUCGGGAGGAUCCUGCACCUCCUCCGGGACCUGGGUAUCGCGGAGAACACCUUCGUUUUCUUCACGUCCGACAACGGCGCUGCCCUCAUUUCUGCACCCAAACAAGGCGGCAGCAACGGGCCCUUUCUGUGCGGGAAGCAGACCACGUUUGAAGGUGGAAUGAGGGAGCCUGCGAUCGCCUGGUGGCCCGGGCACAUCCCUGCCGGCCAGGUGAGCCGCCAGCUGGGCAGCAUCAUGGACCUCUUCACCACCAGCCUGUCCCUCGCAGGCCUGGAGCCACCCAGGGACAGGGCCAUCGACGGCCUGGACCUCCUCCCCACCAUGCUCCAGGGCCGCCUGACAGACAGGCCAAUAUUCUAUUACCGUGGCAACACGCUGAUGGCGGUCACCCUCGGCCAGUACAAGGCCCACUUCUGGACCUGGACCAAUUCCUGGGAGGAGUUCAGACAGGGCGUGGACUUCUGCCCCGGGCAGAACGUGUCAGGGGUCACCACGCACUCGCAGGAGGAGCACACUAAGCUGCCUCUGCUCUUCCACCUGGGACGAGACCCCGGGGAGAGGUACCCCCUCAGCGUCGCCAGCACCGAGUACCUGGACGCGCUCCGCCGGAUCGCCCCGGUUGUCCGGCGGCACCAGGAGGCCUUGGUCCCCGGACAGCCCCAGCUCAACGUGUGCGACCAGGCGGUCAUGAACUGGGCACCCCCGGGCUGCGAGAAGUUAGGGAAGUGCCUGAUGCCCCCGGAGUCUGUCCCAGAGAAGUGCUCCUGGCCCCACUAGCACCGGCUUGGGCUCAGGACAGGCCUGGGCGUAGGAAGGCUCUGGUCUCAGGGCUCCUGUGCUGGAGGAGCCCCGACUCCCUCCGCCCUGACUGCUGCCAGACAGACGUCACCUGUAGCCAGCAGCAGGACCUGCAAGACUACGCCUGCUGCAACCCGGCCCUGGAGUCAGUUCCCAGCCCACCGGGCCUGCCUGACCGUACAGCCGCAGGCUCACAUCGGCCCCUGAACCGGAGGCUGCCCGCCUCAUGUCCUCCCACUCUGCUCCAGCUCCCUCCCAGCUGCCUCUUCCAGGGCCUGAGCUCUGCCCCAGGACCCAGAGGCCUGACUCGCCGUGGCUGCCCCUGCAGUCCCCUCAGGACUUCAGCCCCGGUGUCGAGGGCGGCCGUGCCAAUCCUGUGUUGCCGCGUGGCGCUGUGCACAGGGGAUACCCCAGCGCCCCUCCCCCGCGUACUUCCCCCCCAUGGUCGGGUGUGUG